Messenger RNA from Triticum urartu, 1382 nucleotides. RefSeq names its product homeobox-leucine zipper protein HOX27. Gene Ontology annotation, biological process: regulation of DNA-templated transcription. Gene Ontology annotation, molecular function: DNA-binding transcription factor activity, RNA polymerase II-specific; sequence-specific DNA binding. Lineage: Eukaryota; Viridiplantae; Streptophyta; Magnoliopsida; Poales; Poaceae. The record is from RefSeq and is a predicted model, not a curated record.
GAGGGAGGGAGGGAGGGGAGUCCCGUCCCUGUCCCCGCCCCUAUAAAACCUCCGAAUCCUUGCGCGUCUCCACGGUCCCAUAUCCCACCGUCGUCGUCCGUCCUGCUGGUAGGCAUGGAGCUGGGGCUGAGCUUGGGGGAGGCCAUGGCGGACGCCGGCCGGGAGCUGGUUCUGGGGCUCGGGGUCGGGGUCGGGGUCGGCCCGGGGGCGGCGAGGGAGGGCGAGGGGAGGAGGGAUCACGAUGUCGCCGCCGCCGCCAGGGGUGGGCUCGCGUUGGGGUGCGGCUCGUCGCCGGAGCCGGCCAUGCGGCUCGCGCUCCUGCCCAUGGUGCCCAGCCUCGGCUUCCCGUGGCCGUCCGAGAGCAGGCAUUUGGAGGCGUCGACGCGGGGGUUCGACGUGAACCAGGCGCCGUCGUCCGGGGGCUCGGCCUGGGGCGCCUGCGCGGCGGCGGAGGAGGAGCAGGAGGACACCGCCGCGGCGGCGCGGGCGGCCGUGUCGUCCUCGCCCAACGACAGCGGGGGCUCCUUCCCGAUGGACUUCUCCGCGCGCGGCGCCAGCGACGCCGCCCCGGGCGCCGGCGGCUCGCGCGGCAGCGACGAGGACGACGGCGGCUCGGCGCGCAAGAAGCUGCGCCUCUCCAAGGAGCAGGCCGCGUUCCUGGAGGAGAGCUUCAAGGAGCACAGCACCCUCAACCCCAGGCAGAAGGUGGCGCUGGCGAAGCAGCUCAACCUCCGGCCGCGCCAGGUGGAGGUGUGGUUCCAGAACCGCAGGGCCAGGACGAAGCUGAAGCAGACGGAGGUGGACUGCGAGUACCUGAAGCGCUGCUGCGAGACGCUGACGGAGGAGAACCGGCGGCUGCAGAAGGAGCUGGCGGAGCUGCGCGCGCUCAAGACGGUGCACCCCUUCUACAUGCACCUCCCGGCGACCACCCUCUCCAUGUGCCCCUCCUGCGAGCGCGUCGCCUCCAACUCCGCCCCGGCCUCCGCGGCGGCCCCCUCGCCCGCCUCAGGCGCCGGCAUUGCUUCGCCGGCGGCCGCUCCGGAGCAGCACAGGCCCUCGUCGUUCGCCGCGCUGUUCUCGUCGGCCAGGAGCUUCCCGCUGGCCGCCCCGCAGCCCCAGCCUCCAUUGCCGGCGCCGUCGAGCUCGUGACUUGGCCGGCCGGCGAAGGGAGGGAGGGCCUGCUUGUAAAUACGCCCGCCUUAAUAUUUCCGCUCCUCGUGUCGGGAUUUUUUUGUGGCUCGCCAUUCGCCGAGGGCGGGGUCCGUGAGAAACGAGAGCCCCAGCCCGAGUGGAACCGCGUCUGCCGUCAGAUUUGCUGCCCGGACGGCCCGGAUGCUUAAAGGAAAAUUGUUGCAUCAGAGUUCGCUGUUAGCCUCGAUCAA